UUCCAACCAAUCAGCAGCCAGGAAAAGGCUCUGAAGGGCGUUUCCUUCUCUGUGUCUGCGGAUCUGAAAGCCCCGUUUGAGGGGCAACAAGUUUGAAGAAGAGCCGCGGGCAGUAGGACCUACUCACUCUUUCUCCACCUUUCACGGGAGUAAAACUUUCUCUGCUUUCUUUGCGCACAUCCACUGUGGAGCUGGUUCAUGCGUUUUAAUGUGAAGGGGAAGGAGAUCCAGGUUGGAUGCGUUUGUGGAUCCUCCUGGUUGAUGAUCUUUUCGGCGUGCAGCUGUGCGUGCUGUCCGGGAAGAAGCUGAGCAGCAGCACCGACGGACUUUGCAAGAAAAUAAUAAGAGGAGGAAUUGUAAACAGGACGUAUUUCUCUUUCGCAACCUGCGUCUUACUCGCUGGAGUUUUGCAACUUUUCACUAGAAAUGGUCGGCAGGUUGAACUUGCCGAAUGUGUGUGAAGGAGAUCCUCUGGAUAUGAGCUGCAGGGCUGAUAGAGGACUUGAUAGCCCGGACUCUGGGUUGCCCCCCAGUCCGAGCCCCAGCGCCUGGCUGCUGCCUGUGGGUCCAGAUAAAGCCGGAGGUGUGAGCCCGGUGUCUGAAGACGAAGGACGGGGUUCCCUGGUUCCAGUUAUACCUGCUCGAUCUUUCCCACAGCUGCACCCGCUGUCCUUUGGGGAAGGCAUUGCACUCGAUCCAUUACCGCCAAAGGAAGUGAGAUACACCUCAUCUGUGCACUAUGACUCGGACCGCCACUUCAUCCAGGACGUGGCCCUGCAGCCUUGGGGUCAGGGCCUCGAACACUGCAGGCAGACCAUCGUGGCCAUGUCCGACAGCACCUGGCGACACUACAAGACGCAGCUGGAUUUCGAACCCCGCCAUCGUCCCCAACGCUUCAAGAGCACCACCAUCGUCUACCCCAAGAAAACCAGCACCGUCUACACCACAGAGCUGAGCUAUGACUGCCACCGGCUAUCCAGAAGAUUCCUCUCGAGUGUGGAGCUGCAGACAGCGGGCCACAGAAAGUUAUCUCAGUGAGAGCAGAGCCAGCUAGGGACAUGGAAUGACAGUCAUUCCCAUGCCCUCGAUACUCCUCUAAAGCUGGCUGCCGCUGACCUGCUGUUGUCUUUUUACAGUUGUGUAGCCCGCUGUCCUAUUAGUACCCAUCACAAGCUGUGGACUGGAGGCAUCUGUGCUGUGCUGCUACAGAUGGCAAAGAUUGGCAAAGACACGAGUUGAAUUGAUUAAACAUUUAUUCAGUCCGUGUCUUAAUAUGUUUUUACCCCUGCCAAUGAGUGAAUCUAUCCACUGGCAUGGCUGUUUUAUUAAAUGCUUCAGUUUGUAGCUCGUUGAAAAGUUUUCAGAGGCAUGAUCAUAUUUUAUUGGAUGUCGUACGGACUAAUAUGGACCAAGAUGAAGAGAAUGCUUAUUUGCCUUGAGCAAAAUCACUCUUGUGUUAUAUCAAGUUGGUCAAGUGAUGCCGUUUUAAAUUUUUAAAGCAACAAGGCCUGCUUCAGUGCAUAUAUAAUUUGUUGUAAUCAAAGAGAGGAGAAUCUUAAAACUGCUAGUUUAGUAAUCACUUAGAGUGCAAGAGCAUUUAGCUGUGUUUCUGGGGUUUAGAUUGAUGAUAAAUCGCUAACAUAGCCACACUGUCCAAAGGAUGUGUUGAUACUUUUCACGUUUCUUUUCCAGAGGGUAUUGUGUGUUUGUGCACAGCGUAACACAAACUAAGCUCUUUGCAGGCCUGAAUCCUCACCACCGUUUACAGCCGCAGUUUAACAUGUUGAUAGAUUAAGGGAACUUUGCUGUUCAUUGAGAUGUGUAAGCUAAAACUAAGUAGGUAGUACAGAUGGAUCAUGAAUGUGGAGUUUACUGAAAAGUGGAGAUUAUGUUGAUAUCACUCACUCGCUUAACUAGUGAAAGUAACAAGCUGCAUUCCACUGCUAGAACCUUCUUUCUUUGCCGUGACUUGGAUUGAAAUUGUAUUUAUUCUGUUGAAGUUUUAAGAUCUGAGAUUUUAUCACCUGAAUAACGGGGUCUCUCCACUGUUGUGGCAAGAGAUGUUUUUGUGAUGCUUUUUGUACUUUUUUGAUGUUUCUGUUGAUGCUUCUUAUUGAUAUUAGUCACUUAUUCAGUGCCAGUUUGAAAUAAAGUGAUCUUCAGUUCAACAA
This is a messenger RNA of Acanthochromis polyacanthus (spiny chromis), 2171 nucleotides long. RefSeq names its product refilin B (gene rflnb). Gene Ontology annotation, biological process: negative regulation of bone mineralization involved in bone maturation; skeletal system morphogenesis; actin filament bundle organization. Gene Ontology annotation, cellular component: actin filament bundle. The coding region runs from base 427 to 1038 and encodes 203 amino acids. The transcript has 3 exons. The record is from RefSeq and is a predicted model, not a curated record. Gene Ontology annotation, molecular function: filamin binding. NCBI's taxonomy places the organism in Eukaryota, Metazoa, Chordata, Actinopteri, Pomacentridae.